AUGGAGGAAAGCCGCGGGAAGAAGCGCCCGGCCCAAGGUGAUCCCGAUGCGCAACCGUUAACAAAGAGGUUCGGAUGCUUGCGAAUAGAUAGUUUGCCAAUCUCCGCUCGGGCCAAAGGGGAAGAGAGGGAAGAUAUGAUGCUGUUGGAUGACACUCAACAUACAACCUACAUACACAACUUGGACCAAGAACUUGAAGGUGAUACUCCCGAUGGGCUUAUAUUCUCGCCCCUUGCUACAAAGUUGCUCUCGGUGCCGACCUCGGUUUUGUCCUCCCAACCAUCGGGAAAAGAAUUGGUUCUCUACACCGAACCAGCUUCCCUUACAGUCCCCAAGGACAAAGACAAUAUACGCAAAGCGAUACUGGAAUCCCGGGCACGAGCCAGAGCAGAGAGCCAGAGCCAGAGUCAUACGAGUCCAAAUGCGAAAGACGAAGACGUGGACGAGAUAUGCGAUCCUAUGGAGAUUGAUGAAACUUAG
This is a messenger RNA of Penicillium antarcticum, 480 nucleotides long. RefSeq lists its product as uncharacterized. The coding region runs from base 1 to 480 and encodes 159 amino acids. The record is from RefSeq and is a predicted model, not a curated record. Lineage: Eukaryota; Fungi; Ascomycota; Eurotiomycetes; Eurotiales; Aspergillaceae. The transcript is spliced from 2 exons.